This is a messenger RNA of Brassicogethes aeneus, 858 nucleotides long. Lineage: Eukaryota; Metazoa; Arthropoda; Insecta; Coleoptera; Nitidulidae. The record is from the annotation of a GenBank genome assembly.
UAAGCAACCAAUCCAACCUCAAAAUUUUUGACAGUGUUAUCUCGCUGAAAAGUAGUAAAAUAUGGCUUUAAUAAGCGUGCGAAAUUUAUUUAAGUGCGGACAGUUGUUGAACGAGUCCCUUCUCUUUAACAGCAGGUCCAUAACCUUAACAAAUGCGAGAAGAAAUACCGCUGAAGAAAAGAAAUCGGAUUCCGAUUCACAAAGUGCUUCUGAAGAUAAAGGAAACGAAGCAAUCGAAAAACUAUCCAAAGAAAUUACAGAACUUACAGAAAAAAAUACUGAAAUUAUGGUAUGGUAUUACAAAAUCCCUUAUGUUGUUUCUUGGAACAUUUUUUCAGGAUAAAUACAAACGCGCUCUAGCCGACGGGGAAAAUUUACGAAACAGAUUAACCAAACAAAUAUCCGAAGCCAAAAUCUAUGGAAUCCAAAGUUUCUGCAAAGAUUUACUAGACGUAGCCGAUGUCUUGAACAAAGCCACCGAAACCGUGCCCAAAGAGGAAAUCAGCGACAAUAACCCCCAUUUGAAGGGGUUAUAUGAAGGUUUGGUCAUGACGGAAGCACAAUUGAAAUCGGUGUUCAAAAGGCAUGGGCUUGAGCCUGUGAACCCCAUGAAUGAGAAAUUUAACCCCAAUUUCCACGAGGCCCUAUUUCAACAGGAUGUGGAAGGCAAAGAGACAGGGACUGUUGUUAUAGUUUCGAAGAUUGGAUAUAAACUACAUGAGAGAGUGGUUCGUCCAGCACUUGUCGGUGUAGCAAAAUAAAUUAUUAUUUGUAAAAAUUGGUUUUUCUCUAAUGUGAACUUUAUUAUCUCACAGAGAACGAUGAUGUACAAAAUAGUCUUAAAUCGUUAUUAUUUUU